Messenger RNA from Prunus avium (sweet cherry), 3283 nucleotides. The record is from RefSeq and is a predicted model, not a curated record. NCBI's taxonomy places the organism in Eukaryota, Viridiplantae, Streptophyta, Magnoliopsida, Rosales, Rosaceae.
CUCACUCUCAGACUCUCAGUGAACCUUCAAAUUUUUUCUUCCCAACUCCCGAAUCCAAAUAAUCACCAUGAAAUGAUAGAACCCAUUUCUCAUUUCAGCCAUUUCCACCCCAAAACCCUUUCGCCUAAUCUUAACCCUAAUUCUCAUACCACCCACCAUGAGACCCAUCCCUCCAAGAACCCUCUACCGCUUCUCUUCCUCCUCGCUAUCUCCUCCUCCUUUUCUUCAGAUUUCCCACUUUUCAACCUCUUCGUCAGGUCACCAUUUUCACAGUCACUCUUCUUUCAGACGCCACGAUGAGGAGGUUCGGAACGUGAGGAUUUCGGUUUGGUGGGACUUUGAGAACUGCCAUUUGCCGGCGGGCGUCAACGUGUUCAAGGUAUCACAUGCGAUCACCACGGUUAUCAGGACCAGUGGGAUAAAGGGCCCCAUUCAGAUCACGGCUUUCGGGGACAUGUUGCAGCUAUCAAGGUUCAACCAGGAGGCCUUGUCGUCUACUGGGGUCAAUCUUACUCACGUUCCUCACGGUGGAAAGAACAGUGCUGAUAGGUCUCUUCUUGUAGAUCUUAUGUAUUGGGUUUCUCAAAAUCCCCCACCAGCACAUCUUUUCUUAAUUUCUGGUGACAGGGAUUUUGCUACCGUUUUGCACAGGUUAAGAUUGAACAACUACAAUAUAUUGCUAGCAAGUUCAGAAAAUGCUCCUGGUGUCCUCUGUAGUGCUGCAAGUAUCAUGUGGCCGUGGCAUGCUUUGCUUACAGGUGAAAACCUCACUGGAAAGUAUUUUAACCAACCACCUGAUGGUCCCUAUGGUUCGUGGUAUGGCCAUUACAAGGUGCCUCUUGAAGACCCGUACGCAGUCAUUGCGCAGCCACGUUCACAGACUGAGAAGUUGUCUGAACCUGGUUUAGAGUCUAAGCCUCGUCCAAUUCCAAAUAUGGUCAUGAACCAAAUUUGUCAGAUAUUGAACUCACAUCCUAAAGGAAUCUCCAUUACAGACCUUCGCAUGGAGCUUGGAAAAUGUAAUAUUAGUUUAGGUAGAGACUUCUAUGGGUAUAAAAAAUUUUCCCGCUUUCUUUUAUCAAUUCCACAUAUUUUAAAGCUCCAAUCAGUAGGUGAUGGAAACUUUCUUGUACAUGGUGGAAGCACAAAAUCAUCUGAACCAUGUCAGUCCAAUGUAGGUAUGUCUACAGAGUCCAGUGGUGAUAAUGGAGGCUGGGAUCUCAGUUUAGCUUCACAGUUAGAUUAUGAGGGCAAGUCUAUUAAUAUAAGUACAAAUAGAAAGUUGUCAUCACCUACAUCCCAUGAACCAAAUGUGGAAGACCCUAUAGAAUUGCAACAGCCCUUUUCACCUAAGUCGGAUGGGAAGUCAAUAUUGGCUCCUUCCCCUGAGAAUGUGAAGUCUUCAUCGAAACCACAUCUUUCUCCGCUUGAUGAGAAGUCACUGUCCGCUCCUUCCCCUGAUAAUGUGAAGGCUUCAGUGCCCAUUGAUGAGAAGUUUGUCGAAGUGGCUAAAAAUUUAGAUACUAAGCCUCAUUUUCCUCCGGCGGUUGCGCAAGAUUCUGCAUCUGAGGUGGGUUAUUUUAAGAGGAUUUGGAGAAAAUGGUUUGGCUGUAGUGAUAAUGUUUCUGGGACUAGAAGUCAUGAGAGUCAGGAAAAACAUUACACUUCUGGUAAUGUCACUGAGAAAGAAGACGAUGACACCCCAGUGAAACAGUGUACUUCUGUUGGUAACUCUAGACAAAGAAAAGAUAAGGAAAAGUCUGAGGGAUCAACGAGUCAGGUUGUUGAUCAAGCACCUCCUACUUCAUCUUCUUCAUCCUAUUUUAAACAGUUCUCAAUGAUCCUUGCUCAUACUGAAGUUGAUGUUCAAAUAUCUGGUCAUUGUUAUCCUUGUGUCUUCAAUUGUUACAGGGAACAUAUGGCACUGAAUCUUCAAAAGGAAGGACCUUUGUUUCUUAGAUCUCUCCACAAAGGUGAUCUCGUUCACUUGGUAGAUUUGUUAAUAUCAGAAAAGAAAUGGGUGAAUGAAAGCCCCUCCCAGACAUUGCCAUUCAAACUCACCCAUUGUGAUGGAAAGAGUUCUCCAGAUCAUUCUAAUGUUACAAAUAGGUUGAGAUCCAUCUUUUUGAAUAAACCAUCACCGCAUGACAUACAGAGAUCACCAGAGCAUGAUAGAGAGGAAAAAUGUUGGAAUAUUCCUCAUAGUGGAGUUUCAGUACCUGCCAUUAAAAAGAAACCCUCAGACAGUUGUAGAAGUGAGAUAAUAGCCAACUGUCAAAAACUUGUAAAUGAGAUAUUGAAAGAGUACCCAGAAGGAUAUAACAUGGCCUUAUUCCGAAAGUUGUUUCUUGAUAGGUAUGGCUACCACCUUGAUUUGCAUAUGCUUGGUUAUCAAAAGUUGGCAUCCCUGUUGCAAACGAUGCCUGGAGUUAAACUAGAGUCCUCUUACAUCAUUCCUGCUUGUAAGACUCCAAAAAUGUUUGCUAUGGACCCUUCUAUUCCCAAUAUCCAAAAACAUACUCUCAGUCGUACAGUGGCUAAUUCAGAUAGUGAAUUAUCUGAUGUCUUGAGCAAGGAUGAUGUUAGCGACUCGCCCUGGGAAGAGCUAGGCCCUGUCACCAACACAUCGAACAAAAACGAAGUGGAAGUAGCAUCAAGGAGGAAGGCAAUAGGAUCAAGAGGUUUUGAUUAUGAACUGUCCCUUUCAGAUGACUUGUCAGAUUCAGAAGGAGAGGGCGUGGCCAGAGUGAACAAGGAAGAUAGCUCCCUAUUGCAGAUCCUUGACUCAUGGUACAGCGGUAAGGAUGGCGGAAGUAGCAAGGACAUGUCAGAGAAUUUUGAGGGGUUGGUUGAUUCCACAAAUGUUUCUAAGCUAUCUGUUUCAUCUGGAGUUGGCACCAUGAGUGGUGCUUCUUUGGGAAACCAUGCCCGGAAGCAAAGACCUCAAAAGAACUACCCUUUUGUUCCAGACUCUGGUGAUAACAAGGACAAGCUAAUUGAUGGCAUACUAGGGAGCUUGAAGAAAUCAAGUAAGCCAAGGUUAAGGAGAUAGAGGGUUUAAAUAAUUAAGAGCGAGAGCAAGUCAAUGAAGCAUUUAUCUUCUGCAUUUGGAAUACUAGGAAAUGUAGAACCUGAGCACUUAUAAGUGAUGUAAUCCUGAUCAUGCAUCAUUUUUUUGAGAUUAGGUUUCACUUACGGAUUUGAUUUUUGUAAAAGGCGGAGCUAGGAUUCAGGAUGUUGAAUUAGAUUUUCCAAUCCUGAUUAAUUUAUAAAAAAUGGCUUU